CCCUCAGGUACCCAAUUCCCUUCCACAACUUCACAAACACCACAACCCCCUCACUAACCACGCAACAAAACAACACACCAACACCAACCCCCCAAAAAGACGAACAGAGAAAAAAGAAAAGAAACCCAAAAAUGACAAUCCGCAAAACCCCCACUGGCACCCUCACCCUCCCCCCGGCCGGCUUACCCUCCCGCAACCCCUCCACCCCCUACUGGUUGCGGGACCCCUCGCCCACGCUCCUCGGCCACCGCGGCACGCCUGACCUACCCGAAACCGCCGACGUUGUGAUUGUGGGCAGCGGUAUCACGGGGGCGUUCGCUGCGCGGUUUUUGAAGGAGGGCGGUGCGGGUGCGGGUGCGGGUGGUGAGGGGAGUGGUGGUGGGGGGAGUGUGGUUAUGUUGGAGGCGAGGGAGGCUUGUUCGGGUGCUACUGGGCGGAAUGGAGGGCACUGCCAGCCGUUGGUGUACGGUUCGGUGCCGGCUGUGGCGGAGUUUGAGUUGGAGGUGUUUGAGUUUCUGGAGAGGUUUGUGAGGGAAGAGCAGGUGGAUUGUGAUUGGGCGAGCCUCACCGGCGUACACGCCUUCCUUUCCAAGGACAUGUUUGAGCUCGCGGCAGCCGACGCACAGAAACUGCAACAAACCCAUCCCGAACUUGCCGCCCAACUCGAGGUAAUCCGCCCCUUGGACUCAUCCUCCACUACAGAGGAGAAGCAAACCCUCGCCUCCCUCCGCGUCCCGUCCGCCGAGGGCGUGGUCAUCCAGAAGAAAGCCGCCUCUCUUUGGCCCUACAAGCUCGUCGCCGCCAUCCUCGAGCGCCUCAUCACCAGCCACCCGGCCCCAAGCUUCAACCUCCAAACCAACACCCCCGUCACCUCCCUUUCCCGCGCCGAAUCCGCCCCCGGCUGGACCCUCACCACCCCCCGCGGCAAGAUCACCGCCCGCCAGGUGCUGCUCGCCACAAACGGCUACACCUCACACCUCCUGCCCGCCUUCUCCGACCUGAUCGUACCCGUGCGCGGGCAGAUCGGCGCCCUCCUACCCCCUCAACACCAACCAGCGGAGCAGCCCAACCCAUCCCCCCACCCACCCGCAAAACCCGCAAAACUAACGCACUCGUACGCCUUCGCCGCCGGCCCGGACCCUACCACCGCCGCCGCGCUCGCCGCGCCCCGCGACGACUAUCUCGUCCAGCGGCCGCUCCCGACGGGCGAGCUGAUCUACGGCGGCGGGCGGCGGCUGGCGCGCGGUCUCGGCGUCGGCGAGUGGCGCGAUGACGAGGUCGAGGCGGAUGUGGCGCGCUAUCUGAGGCGGGAGCUGUGUCCGCCGUUGGAUCUCACGCCGGAUCUGGGUGUGGAUGUGGGUGGGGAUGGGGAUGGGCAGGGGGGUGGGGAGACGGUAGGGGGGGAAGGUGGGGAGGAGUUGGAGGCGUCGUUUGAGUGGACCGGCGUGAUGGGCUAUAGUAGGGACCAUCAUGCCUGGGUCGGGGCGGUGCCCGAGAGUCUGGGCGGCGGAGGGCCCGAGGGGGGACUGUGGGUUUGUGCUGGGUAUACGGGGCAUGGGAUGCCGGCUGCGGCGCUGUCUGCGCGGGAGGUGGUGAGGCAGAUGACGGCGGGCGUGGAAGGGGCGGUGCGGGAGGGUCAGGUGAGGUUUCCUAAGGAGUUUGUGCUGGAUGAGGAGAGGGUGGUGACGGCGAGGGGACUGCCUCAUUUGACGCAGGGCUGGGAGGCUACGAACCUUGCGACGCUGAUGGGGUGAUCCAAACCCGCACAAUGGUGGGAAGGGGGUGUGAAAGCGGAGCUGAGUUUGGGGGCUGUGGAUUCUAUCGUGUGGGUGUUGGGCGUGUUCAGGCUCGAUCAGGCUGGUAAGGACCCGACUGCCAUGGCACAUCUGGCUCAGCAGACCAAUACGUACAUGGAUAUGGCUAUCGAGGCAUAUUUACGCACUAGUAGUUCCACAGAUAGGGUUCCAAGAGCUCUACCUACACUACUACGUGUAGAGAAAUCGAACAGCAUUCAAGUAUUAUUGAAUGCUAGGACUCCUUUUGGGGCACCCUUCGCCCAUACUAGCCACAUGUCAAAACGGAGGUCACGACGACGUGUGUUGUAUAGGCGAUAAAGGUGUUAUAAACGUCUGCUUUCCACUGGAGAUGAAAGCUGUUCGGUGUCCGGAUGGUACAAGUAAUUCUGAUGAAGACUGGCCAGUCGGUGUUGCCG
Molecule: messenger RNA, 2212 nt
Organism: Chaetomium fimeti
Lineage: Eukaryota; Fungi; Ascomycota; Sordariomycetes; Sordariales; Chaetomiaceae
Product: FAD dependent oxidoreductase
Exons: 3
Coding region: 132-1754 (540 amino acids)
Cellular component (GO): cytoplasm
Molecular function (GO): oxidoreductase activity
Source: RefSeq, a predicted model, not a curated record